UUUGCACACGACACGCUCCGUCACUAUGGCUGCGGAAGACGCGCAGUGCUAGUGAUAAAACUGUAUAGGCCUGGUUUGAUCUGUAAGAUCUGAAAUGGCUAAAAUGUACCAUCGGGAGAAAAGCAUUCAGCUAAAGAGCAGUGCUUCAGCGCUCUACAACAACCUGAGUGUUUUGCGCUUGGCACCCCGUUCCCUCACCCAUUUUGCAGUGGUGCACGCCAACGUAGUGAACCUAGUGAGUGCCUCAUGGGAUGGACUCAACUACUCACACAGACAGCUGCAGUCCAAAGAGGGCAAUGUGGCCACCAGCUCCUCACUCAUCAUGCAGGCAGCUUGGUGCGUUCUUCCGUCUAGAGAUCUUCUAGCUGUCGCUUCUCAGAAAGGGAUUCAGAUGUAUGAGUCUGAUGGAUCCAUUAUGGUAUACUGGCAUGCACUGGACACACCAGAGACACCCACAGCUAAGGCCAUUUUUGCACGAGGGAUCGCCGCUGUCAGAGACAAAUACAUCUGUGUAGGGCUGUCGUCUGGGGCAGUGCUUCUGUUUGAUGUACCCAGUAAAGGAAGCAAUAUCACUUUGUCUGAAGUACUGGAGGAACACACUGAAGCUGUCACAGACAUGGCGUCCGAAUGCUCAGGCAGUACGGAGUACGUUGCAGAUUUGGUGAGUGCCGACGACUCAGGCGUUCUGUGUGUAUGGAAGUCUGGUGAGGAUUUCCAGCUCCUCAACAAGAUCCCUGGAUUUGAUAUGAGUUGUUCAUCAGUGAAGCUAUGGAAAGGCACAGUCAUAGCUGCCUAUGGCACGGGCCAAAUCCGCCUCUACGAGGGUGUCACUGGAAUACUGCAUGCUGAGGUUAAUGCCCAUGCUCGCUGGAUCUACUCCCUCGAUAUUGCUCCUUUCACUGGACUGCUGCUCUCAGCUGCUGAGGACUCCUUCGUUCGUGUGUGGCAUUUAAACCCAGCUCCAGACAACAACAGUGUAGAGAUCGAGCACCUUUACAACGAAUGUGUGACCGACACUCAGAUUUGCGGCGCCAAGUUCUGCGAUGGUGACGGCUUUGCUUUCGCCGUCACUGGCUAUGACCUAAGUGAGAUCAUCCGCUACACACAGGCAUAAAUGGCUCCCCCAGUAGAACUUUAGUAGUACAAAAGGCACAACGCUCAGCUGGUACAAUUUAAUUGUUCGUCUGUGAGUUCAAACAGAUUACGGGAACAACGUGGCUAGCCAGACAGACUGUCUGUACUGCAUGGUGAGCUGAACAUCGGUUCUACACAGGCCUGUGAAUGCCAUUGCUUCGCUCUUAAUGUGGUCAUGUGGUCUAAUUUAGUCUUAUGUGAACUCAUUUGAGUGUGACCUUGUUAAAAAGAGUAGCCAGACUAAUGUAAUGGCCAUUUUUCAGGACACUAUCACUGUAGUUCCUUUAUGAAGAGGUUUGUGGCAUGUCAUGUCGAGUGCAAAAGUUUACAUUCCCAUUAGGACAAAAUGGAAGAUACAGAGAAAUGUAAAUGUUUAGUGUGUUGAUUUUUGGGACAUUAAAAUAUUAAAA
Molecule: messenger RNA, 1544 nt
Organism: Clarias gariepinus (North African catfish)
Lineage: Eukaryota; Metazoa; Chordata; Actinopteri; Siluriformes; Clariidae
Gene: wdr54
Product: WD repeat domain 54
Exons: 10
Coding region: 95-1114 (339 amino acids)
Biological process (GO): cilium assembly
Cellular component (GO): centriole; ciliary basal body
Molecular function (GO): protein binding
Source: RefSeq, a predicted model, not a curated record